CUCCGGAGAUGCUGCUGCUGCUCCUUCCUCCACUACUUCUCUGGCUGCUCCUAGUGGUCCCGUUCACUGGACCCCUCGGCUUCUGGAAGAACCUGGGCAUUCAAGGGCCUGUGGGAUGGCCCUUCUUUGGCAAUAUGAUGCAGUUCGCCCUGGGAAAGAAGUCGUACGGGGAGGUCUACGAGGGCAUCUACAAGGAGUAUCCCCAUCUGAAAUAUGUGGGCUUCUACCGACUUUUCAACGAGCCCGCUCUCCUCAUUCGCGAUCAGGACCUCAUACGCCAGAUUUUAGUGGGAAAUCACUUCGCCAACUGCUCCGAUAACGCCGUCUAUGUCGAUCCCAGCCGGGAUACCCUGGCCAGCUGCAAUCCCUUCAUUGCCUGCGGGGACAAGUGGCGCUUGUACCGCUCGGAUCUAGUGCCGCUCUUCACUCCCAGUCGUCUACGACAGAUCGUGGUGGCAGUAAAUGAUUCCUGCCAGAAGUUGCGCCUUUUUCUUCAGAAUCGGUCGCAGUUCGAAGCCAAGGAGUUGGCGACCCGCUACACCCUCCAGGUGGUGGCGUCGGGCGUUUUCGGCCUGGAUUCCAAGUGUUUGGAAAGCGGAGAGGCUUCGGCCAGGAAUCCCUGGCUGCACUGGCUGCUACCACUUUUUCAGCCAAGUUCCUGGAGUCUGGUGGAAACUAUGGCACUACUACAUUCCCCACUACUUGGAAAGGUUCUGAACUAUCGGUAUGUCCCCUUGAGCCUGCAGAACUGGCUACAGGACUUGGUGCUGGCCAGCAGCGACGGCGCAAGCCUACUCCAUUGGCUCAAAGAGGGAAAAAGGACAUUGCCUCAAAGCGAACUGACCGGGCAUGCCACCACCUUGCUGCUGGAGGGAUACGAGACCUCAGCUAUGCUUUUAGCCUUUGCCCUGUACGAGUUGGCCUGCCACGAGGAUAUUCAGGAUGACUUGCUGCGCGAGUUGGACGAAAGCGGAGGGGCGGGGCUGAUGGGUGAACUUCGAUACACGGAGGCCGUACUUUUGGAAACACUGCGCCUCCAUCCGGCCAUGCAGGCUCUACAGAAGCGGUGCACCAAGUCCUUUGAGCUGCCGGCUCAGAUGAAGGACCAAGGGCAUUGCCGCCCAUUGGAGGUUAGAGAGGGAACUGUGCUGAUUAUACCCGUUCGGGCCAUACACUUCGAUCCGGAGUUGUAUCCUGCCCCCCACCAGUUUCAGCCCCAACGCUUUCUGGCCCAGUCCGCCCAAUCGAUGGGAUGCAGGUUCCUGGGCUUCGGAGCCGGUUCCCGGAUGUGCCCUGGCAUGCGAUUGGGCCUGCUGCAGACCAAGGCCGCCGUCGCCACUUUGCUGAAGGAUCAGCGCGUUAUCCUGGCGGAUGAGACUCAAAGGAAACUGGAAAUAUCCCCACUGACGUUCCUCACUUCCGCGAAAAAGGGAGUCUGGCUGCGUUUGGUGAACAGAACGGGAAAGUGCUAACCAACGGGAGAGUCCCUAAUGUCUGGCCUGGCAGAUUCUGAUACGAGCUAUGACGGAAAUUAUGGGCUUCUAAUUAUAUUACUGCUUUUUGCCUAUGCAAAUUCCCCACCAAGGACAUCCUCCCCGCUACCCGCCACCCGCCACCCGCUCCCCGACUGGCUCACCAAUUUAAUAUGGGAUGUUGGGCGGCAAACGGGGCGAAAAGUUUAAAAAUUUAAUCAAAUUUAUUGUCACACAACCACGUGCCAGCAAGUCUAGUAGAGUAUGUGGAAAUGACAUCCGCACAUCCGCAUCCACAUCCUCCUCCGCAUCCGCACAUCCGCAUUCCUGGUGGCAGGAUAACGGCCUUUAACGAGCGCUUAAAUGCUUGUCCCGUGCAUAAUUUACGGCUCUUGAAUUGACCUUUUUUGCGGAAGACCAUGGAAGGCCAUGGGCCAAAUAAUGGGUCAGACCUUCCACACUGAAACAAAACUUUCUAUUUUAGAUGUACAUUUUUUAAUAAAUAUUCCCUAUUAUUAAAUUCUACCAA
Messenger RNA from Drosophila ananassae, 2001 nucleotides. RefSeq names its product probable cytochrome P450 308a1 (gene Cyp308a1). Gene Ontology annotation, molecular function: monooxygenase activity; oxidoreductase activity, acting on paired donors, with incorporation or reduction of molecular oxygen; iron ion binding. Lineage: Eukaryota; Metazoa; Arthropoda; Insecta; Diptera; Drosophilidae. The transcript has 4 exons. Bases 9 to 1472 code for a protein of 487 amino acids. The record is from RefSeq and is a predicted model, not a curated record.